Messenger RNA from Fopius arisanus, 3741 nucleotides. RefSeq lists its product as uncharacterized. The transcript has 8 exons. Gene Ontology annotation, molecular function: carbohydrate binding. The record is from RefSeq and is a predicted model, not a curated record. The annotation marks the transcript as partial. NCBI's taxonomy places the organism in Eukaryota, Metazoa, Arthropoda, Insecta, Hymenoptera, Braconidae.
CUACUUUGUUAGGUACACUAAAGACCUAUCAGCGAGCUGCUUGCGAUGAAGAAACGAUGUCAUUGCGAUGUCCCCCGGGCACUUCCAUCUCAGUCGUUCAUGCAAGAUAUGGGAGAAUUGCUGAAGCAGCCGCUGGUAAAUGUAACAAUCCGGAAUUACCCGCCUCGGUUGCACCGACUAACGAGACGUGUUUACUCUCUCAUGCCCUACAGUAUUCGCUGUUGCAGACGGUUGUGGAAAUAUGCCAGAAGAACCGAAACUGCAAGUUUAAUACAAGCCCAAAGAGUUUCCAGAAUGAUCCUUGUCCAGGGUUAGCCAAGUACAUCGAAGUCGCCUACAAGUGUCGUCCCUAUGAAUUCAGGAGCAAAGUUGCCUGCGAAAGUGAUGCUGUCAAUCUCUUGUGCUACCCUGGAAAACGUGUAGCUAUUCUGAGUGCCUCCUUUGGACGAACUGAAUAUGAAUCGCUGCAGUGCCCUCAACCGCAUGGAGUCAAAGAAGAAACUUGUACUGCUCCAUAUGCAACUGAAACAGUAAUGCAACUGUGCCACGGUAAGCGGAGAUGUUCCGUAACUGCCAAUAGUUCCACUUUCGGAGACACCUGCAAACCCGACACGAGAACUUACUUGAAGAUUAUAUACACAUGCGUUCCAAGAGGCGUUUUGAGAGAACAAUUCGCUGGUGAUGUUGAAGCAGAUGAGAUGGAUCUUGCUCCGGAGUUCGAUGAGGGUUUCGACCGUACGGACUUUAAGACUGAGUUUAGUCCAAGUCCAAAUCUUGGGGGACCGCAGCCUCAACCACGAGAUAACGGCACAAUGAAAUCACCCACCGUAAGCUCCUCACCACCCCGCGCCAGAACCAAUAACGACAUGGCUGUACGGGACAGGGUAAAAUUCGUGGGUAAAGAGGGCAAGACCCAAAGGCGAAUGCACCCAUCUACCAAUGAUAUAGAAGAAACAAUGAACUCAAGGUCAACCGAUGAUUUAUCGACAUCCAAUUGUACGACAGUGGUUUACGCUAAUGACGACGAGGAUCAAGUGAUCAUUGGAUACCUCAGUGAAUGGAUCAAUGCUUAUUCAUUCAUUACAAAAAAUCAGGAGAAAUUCUAUCUCUACAUAAUAAUUUCGGUGGCAGCUGGUGGUCUUCUAUUUUUGGGUCUUAUUAUCGGACGUUUACUUGUCAGUCGUCAUCGGAGAAAAAAGGACGCCAAUUUCCACACGAAUAGCGAAACAUUGCCCAAUGGUUUUGCUGAUGAAAUCUCGGAAAUCGACGCAGACAUUGAUCUCACCACUCCUGUACCCAUUCCCAUGCAGGACCCGGGCACCCCUGAAACGCAAUUAGCGGAGCGACUCCACAGUGAGCGUUUCUAUUCGGAUAAUAGAAUGCCGAUGGGACAAGUACAUCAAAUACAACCGCACACAGGGCUCCGGGUAGAUUUGGGAAAUCACAUGAUCGGGGCUGACAGUUUACACACGAUACUGCGUACUGAGACACCGAGGAGUAUGUCGCACAAGAAUUAUUAUUACGGCUGACACGAAGAUCGGGACGUUUCGUGCAGUGGACGUCCCACACCUCUAAGUCCAGUACCUGAAGUCAGUACAAGAAAGUACUGCUUCUAAAUUCAAAUCAUAAUAUUUUUUUUUCAUUUUUAAAACUAUAAAUUCGAUAGGCGAUGGAUGCUGUAAAUAAUGGAAGAAUUGGGGAUGCUCCAGAGGUACCAAAAAUCGAAGGUAAUUACUGAAAUUUACAACGAUUCAUUAAUUAACAAUUCGCAGCCAAUUUUAUUGUAUUUUUUAUUCUUUUGAUUUAUAUUUUUUUCUUAAUUUCGUUCGGUUUCAAGAGUAAUUGUAAGCUAGUUGAAUAAUCAAUGACUAUUUCAUUGUUAAUGAUAUUAACAAUCGGAAAUUAGUAGUGGAGUAGGAGAUUCUCUCGUGAGAAUAAAUUUUUAGAAAGUAUUUCUUAAUCUAAUCUUCUUUGAAUUCAGGGAUGUCUACACUGUUGGAAAUUUUUUUUUUAUUUCAUGAAAAACAUUAUUAUUCAUUAUAAUUAUUGAUUGUUGAUUAUUAUUACGAGUGUCAACGAAAAAUUUUUAACAGUGUACGUUAAACUGAUUAUUCAGUGAAUUCACUGCCUCAAACUCGAAAUUCCCAGUUCACUGAUCUCUUUAGAUAAAUCCUUGGAGCAUCGAUUACUCAUCAGGGUAGUUAAUUUCUGUAUUAUUCCGUGCAUAAUUUAUACCGCUCACACUUGUAAAAAUUGUAUCUCCUCAACUGAAUUAAUUAUAGACUAUUCAGUAAAAAGUAAAAGAUAAAUUUGUCAGCACUGAUUUUGUCUGACAGUUGCAAACCGAAGUACGAUACAAUGUUGCAUAGUUACUUAUCAAUUAAAGUACCAAAAAAAAAAAACUAUACGAAUAUUUAAUCAAUUCUGUAAAUAGUCUCAUCACCGAAUGUGUAAAUGCAAUGACGAGAUGUACAUGAUUCGCUAUUUAAUCGCACUUCACGUAUGAGAGAAUGUCUAUAUGAAUAUAUUUCGGUCAUGAACAAAAAUCAAUACAUAAAUUGUUUUCUAAGUGGGUAUUAUUAAUCUACUGAUUAUAACAAUGAGAUAUUUCGUAUUGAAAUCGUGCGAUUAUUAUAGUAUAUGAAAUGUUAGAAGAAAUCGUAAGUAAAUAUAUUCAUCUGUGUACAGUUUAUUUUUUAUUUAAUCAUUGCAAUGAAACUUAAUCCAAUGAAAAAUAUGAUUUUUCUAUUUCUCAUAAUAUUAUAUUAAUAUUAUAUUAUUAUAUUAUUAAGUAAUCUAUCAAGUUGAAGAUAUAAUUAAUGGGAGUACAGUAGAGUCGCGUUACAGUCGCACCUUUCCUCGAUUUAUCUUUCCACUUAUCUUUCGAUUCCAGUAAGGAUUCGCUUUGAUAAUAAUUAAUAAUUUAAUAAUUCAACUCCCCUACAGUCCCAAGCACGCGACGAUAACGAGAGUCUACUGUAACUGAUUUGUUCAUGAGCCAAGUUGAUUUAUUUAUUUACCAGGAAAGACUUCAUUAGAAUUAAUCUCGUAAUUGUACCAAAGAUCUAAUUAUAAGGGCGAGAAUGAAAUUUUAAAAGUCCUCUCGUAAUUUUUUUAUGUUUUUCCAGAGAUUUGAAUGAUUUUGCGGAAUCAAUCAGAAAAAAAUGGUGGAAUUGAUCGGUCGUUGGUGGUACGUGCAAAGCCUUUUAUUUUUUUUUUACGAUUUAAUGUGGCAUUUUUUUUUUUGGGGGAUGAUUUAUGGUUGAAUAUUGGGAGAGGACUGCAUUACAAAUUGAGGAUAAACAGCAAUGACAAUUGUGACUUCACUAGUUAAAGUAAAAGUUAUGCUGAGUGCCUGAUAUUUUUGAGGGUGUCGCGGUGAACUGCGUGAGCAGCUCAAUUUUCAUUAAGUGAAAAUUAUUGAAUUAAUAAAAUAUUGUUCCUAAAAUUGUGUAGAAAAUCUUCAAUUCCGAGAGGAACUAAUCUCACGCAUUUUACCACACCUUCAUCAGAGUUAUUAUUCUAAUGUUUUAUAUGAAAGAAACAAAUGAGACGGUAAUAACCACGAAAAUGAUAAUUGAAAGGAAUUUUAACGAAGAUGAAAUCAAUCACAAGUAUAAAUUUAUUGUAUGUAUAUUACCUAAAUGUAUAUAGGGAAUUGAGAUUAUCUGUAAGAAUAGUUAAUUAAUCACUGUUGGUAGAUUAACGGAUGAGAUCAUCAGCGAAUGAUUGUGAUGAAAC